CGCGCGUUUUGGCUCCGCCAUGGCCCUGAGGCGCGUCUUCCUGCCGCGUUCGGUGGCACCGCGCAUCGCCGCCCUCUCAACGGAACCGAAGGCCCGCGAGCAGCCUCCCGCAAGCCCGGGGCCCGCGCGGGGAUGCGGAGCGGCCGAACCUGUGCGGCGGCCUGUGCCGGUCGUGGACUUCACUAACACGGAGGAGGCGUACCGCAGCCGGCGGAGCUGGGAGCUGGCGCGCAACCUGCUAGUGCUCCGCCUGUGUGCGUCGCCGGUGCUGCUGGCGCACCACGAGCAGUUGUUCACUGUUGCCAGGAAGCUUCUGGGCCAGAGGAUGUUCGAAAGACUAAUGAAGAUGACCUUCUACGGCCAUUUUGUGGCUGGCGAGGACCAGGAGUCUAUCAAGCCUCUGAUCCGGCACAAUAAAGCCUUUGGCGUUGGCUUUAUCCUAGACUAUGGACUGGAGGACGACCUGAGCCCCGAGGAGGCGGAGCGCAAGGAGAUGGAGUCGUGCACCUCUCAAGUAGAGAGAGACGGCACUGGCACAAAUAAGAGGGAGAAGCAAUACCAGCUCCACCCCGCCUUUGGAGAUCGCAGAGAUGGUGUCAUCAGUGCCCGUACCUACUUCUAUGCCAAUGAAGCCAAGUGUGAUAACUACAUGGAGAACAUACUGAAGUGCAUUGAGGCCUCAGGCGGAGCCAGUGACGGUGGUUUCUCGGCCAUUAAGCUCACUGCACUGGGGAGACCACAGUUUCUGCUGCAGUUCUCAGACGUGCUGACCAGGUGGAGACGGUUCUUCCAACAAAUGGCUGCAGAGCAGGGACAGGCUGGCCGCGCUGCUGUGGACACGAAGCUGGAGGUGGUGGCGCUCCAGGAAAGCAUCGAAAAGAUGGGUAUCGCGUCCAGGGCCGAGAUUGAGAGGUGGUUCACACCAGAAACGCUGGGAGUGUCUGGCACUGUGGACUUGCUGGACUGGAACGGCCUCAUUGACAGCAGGACCCAGCUCUCCAGGCAUCUGGUGGUCCCCAAUGUGCAGACAGGCCAGCUGGAGCCCCUGCUGUCACAGUUCACUGAGGAGGAGGAACAGCAGAUGAAGAGGAUGCUGCAGAGGAUGGACGUGCUGGCCAAGAAAGCCAAAGAGGCGGGUGUGCGGCUGAUGAUAGAUGCUGAGCAGAGCUACUUCCAGCCGGCCAUCAGCCGUCUGACCCUGGAGAUGCAGCGCAGGUUCAAUGUGGAUAAGCCGCUCAUCUACAACACUUUCCAGUGCUACCUCAAGGAUGCCUAUGACAAUGUGACCAUGGAUAUGGAACUGGCUCGCCGUGAGGGCUGGUGCUUUGGGGCCAAGCUGGUACGUGGUGCAUACAUGGCCCAAGAGCGUGCCAGGGCAGUGGAGAUCGGCUAUGAGGAUCCCAUCAACCCCACAUACGAAGCCACCAAUGCCAUGUACCACAGGUGCCUUAACUAUGUUCUGGAGGAGCUGAAGCACAACCCCAGGGCAGAGGUCAUGGUGGCGUCCCACAAUGAGGACACGGUGCGCUUUACACUGUGCAGGAUGGAGGAGUUAGGCCUGCAUCCUGCUGAUGGCCAGGUGUGCUUCGGACAGCUGCUGGGGAUGUGUGACCAGAUUAGCUUCCCACUAGGCCAGGCAGGCUUUCCUGUGUACAAGUAUGUACCCUACGGCCCUGUGAUGGAGGUGCUCCCGUACCUGUCCCGCCGUGCCCUGGAGAACAGCAGCAUCAUGAAGGGUGCUCAGCGAGAGAGGCAGCUGCUGUGGCAGGAGCUCUGUAGGCGGCUGCGCACUGGAAGCCUCUUCCACCACCCGGCCUAGUCACUGCAGUGGCCUUUCCCACACCUGCUCCACUCAAUGUGUUACCUCAGGGGCCUCAGGCAGGGCACAGCUGUGGGUUGGGCUGGGAUUCUUAGCCCAACCUACCCUGACAGGGGUCACCCUUUUAUGCCCAAGCCUUGGAGGCGCUGAGGUGGAGCUGCCCUCUGGGACUGCCUGCACCCCAGGAGCAGACACUGUGGUAUGGGAGCUGCCCCACUGAUCUUCUGAGUAGGCACUGACCACCUCUGCAGGCUGCAGAGUUCCAGUCCAGAACUACCUUCUGCCUGGGUCUAGCCCACCUUCCCUGUGGUGGGCAGAGGACAGACUGGGAAGCCUGUUUAGUCAAUAAAUGGUCCUGUAAUUGAGA
Molecule: messenger RNA, 2186 nt
Organism: Meriones unguiculatus (Mongolian gerbil)
Lineage: Eukaryota; Metazoa; Chordata; Mammalia; Rodentia; Muridae
Gene: Prodh
Product: proline dehydrogenase 1
Exons: 14
Coding region: 20-1819 (599 amino acids)
Cellular component (GO): mitochondrion
Molecular function (GO): FAD binding; proline dehydrogenase activity
Source: RefSeq, a predicted model, not a curated record